Molecule: messenger RNA, 1941 nt
Organism: Lichtheimia ornata
Lineage: Eukaryota; Fungi; Mucoromycota; Mucoromycetes; Mucorales; Lichtheimiaceae
Exons: 5
Coding region: 1-1941 (646 amino acids)
Cellular component (GO): VCP-NPL4-UFD1 AAA ATPase complex
Molecular function (GO): polyubiquitin modification-dependent protein binding
Source: RefSeq, a predicted model, not a curated record
AUGGAUAUCAAGUGGUCCAAAGCCUAUUUCGCUGAAGCAGCUCCUACGACGUUGAAUACGGGCGACAAGAUUGUGCUUCCUUCAUCGGCAUUGGAAGAGAUCCUAUCAGCUGCCAACAACAACAGUGAGAACUUGCCGUCACCGUUGACAUUUGAGCUGCGUCAUCCUCACACACGAUCGAUCGUCUAUGGUGGAGUCAAAGAAUUCUCGGGAACAGGGGACACAGUGCAGCUGCCUUCAUGGAUGAUGGAGAGUCUACAAAUAGAGCCUAUGGCUCGCGUGGUCAUCAAGUUCAAGUCGCUACCUAAGGGAACAUGGGCCAAAUUACGACCGUUAUCACGUAAUGCCACAGAUAUCACCGAUUACCGAGCAGCUCUCGAGUCACACCUUCGAUCCCAUUACAAUACCAUGGCGACAGGCCAAAUCCUCACGUGUCGAUAUGGGUCACAAAGCUAUCCAUUCCUCGUGACCGAUCUCAAACCUGAGUCAGCUGUAUGCAUCACCGAUACCGACUUGGAGGUGGAUCUUGAACCCUUUGAUCAGGAACAGCCUCAUGUGAUGACACAACAACAACAGCAAAAGACAACGAUUGCACUCAAUGAGAUUGUACAAAGUCUUACCAUUGAAGAGGACCAGUAUCGAUAUUGGGAAUUGCAAUUGGGAGGAGGAAAUCAAAAGAACGUGGAUAUACAAAUGACAGUUGAAUCAGGAGAUGCUGACCUCUUGGUGGAUACUACCGAACGACGACCGACGUUGGAUAAUCAUGAAUGGAGUGAUCUCUCAUCGAAUACGUAUCGGAGUCUUACGCUGCCAAACAUCAAUGCAAAAAGUGUCUUUGUUGGUAUCCAUGCCCACACAUCCGCCGUUGUCAAUUGGAAAGCAAUCCCAUCAAUAUCAGAUGAUACCAUGGAUACCGCUGAGGAGCAAGAUGAACCACAUGCACAUGAGGAAGGCUAUAUACAAUGCGACAAUUGCAAGGCUUGGAUACCAGAACGAUCACGUAUGCUUCAUGAGAACUUUUGUUUACGCAAUAAUGUCCUUUGCUCCGAGGGGUGUGGUCGAGUAUUCAAACGCGGCAGUACUGAAUUGGAAAACCAUUGGCAUUGCGACAAGUGUGAUUACGUUGGUACACGUGAUGAUAUCACCAAACACGACACCUAUUUUCAUUCAACAAAGACAUGCAUCUGCAACAACUUUACCACUCAAUCCUACAAGCGUCUUGCACAACAUCGACACACUGAAUGUCCUGAAAAAUUAAUCACAUGUCGUUACUGCCAUAAUCUUGUGCCUCAAGGUGUUCAAUCAAUGGAUGCACGUGAUCGUCUCCUCAAUUUACAUUCGCAUGAAAGCUAUUGUGGUAGUCGCACCAUCACAUGCCAGAAAUGCAAACGUCAAAUACCAAUCAAGGAUAUCCAAGUCCAUGCUAAGGUCCAUGAAGUCCAACGACAAAAUCAGCAACUACCAUCCCUCUGCUGCAACCAUAAUUGUAUACGACCACGCGCCAACAACAAACUCAAACUCUGCCAGUAUUGCUUUGGCCCAUUCUGGGUGACAGAUGAUGAUCCAAAAAAUGUCAAAUUGAUUCAACGAGUAGCAAGAAAAUUACAUUCACAGUUAACAGUUGGAUGUGGUCAUUCUUAUUGUCGAAACAAGUAUUGUGCUACAUCUACACAGAAGCCUCAAGAAGCAAAUACGGCAGCAACGACAUUGAUCCCUAUGAUCCAAGGACUCCAGCGACAAAUGAUGCUACCCAAUCCAAAUCCUGAGUUAUACCUUUGUGUGGAUGAAAGUACGACGAGGAAACGAUUCUUGGCUGAAAUGCUAGAGGAUGGAACAGAACACAAGUACGAUAUUGCAUGGUGUGCAAAAGCACUUGAGACGGAGGAUGAGGAUUUGGAACGAGCAAGACAUUGGCUUGAUGCAAACGCUCCUCGGCAAUAG